Molecule: messenger RNA, 3951 nt
Organism: Anarrhichthys ocellatus (wolf-eel)
Lineage: Eukaryota; Metazoa; Chordata; Actinopteri; Perciformes; Anarhichadidae
Gene: gmeb1
Product: glucocorticoid modulatory element binding protein 1
Exons: 10
Coding region: 792-2597 (601 amino acids)
Biological process (GO): regulation of transcription by RNA polymerase II
Cellular component (GO): nucleus
Molecular function (GO): RNA polymerase II cis-regulatory region sequence-specific DNA binding
Source: RefSeq, a predicted model, not a curated record
AGGACUCGUUAAAAAGGGCUUCUGCUAUGUUUGGCACAGGAGGGGUGGGGAUAACCACUUCUUCUGCGGAAUCGCUAUCAAGAGAUUUCGGAAGCAUAAUUUUUAACCCAGGGGCUGCUAGUGAUCACAUGUCCUGGCGUCCCGUUCUUAUAUGUUCAAAAACGAACCAUUUAAUUAAUCUAUCUAAAGUUCCUUCUGCAGUCAUGAAUGCAAUCGAGAAUAUAUGUUGAUCUACUCGGACAACUUUCAGUGAUUCCCAUGUUAAGCAGGUGUGAGAUCGAAUGGCUAUGUGAUGUCUUAAAUUCUUAAAAAACUGGCAACUUUAUGUUAAUUUACACAUGUCCAUCGGUUGGGGUUAGGACCGACGUUUAUGACCGUUGAAGCUAUAACACCAAGUAUUCAAAAUGUCAAACAAUUCAAAUACAACGCUUCACACAGUACUUCACCACAACACAAGCCGAAUAGACACAGUCCACGAGCUACAUCUUAAUAAAGAACACAUAUACAAACAGACGGUGCCACUACAUGUGAAUUAAGCGGUACUCUCUAUUCAAUAAAUAUACUUUAGUCAUUUAAAUGAGUUGAUAGUUGAUUUUUUUCGCGGUUUACAAGAGCGUGAUAAACAAGGCGAGCGCUGUUCUGCAGGAAGUCAAGCUUACAUCUGCCGAAGUGCGCAUGCGCGUCAUCUCUCCUCAAUCUAGGGCUGCGUUUCUCUCCAUAAAAACGAUGAACAAACUCCUGGAUAGCUGUUGUAUGAAAGCAGCCCCCCUCUGUAAUCUACUCUGAGUGUGAUGGCGACCACCGACGAGGUCACGGUGUCCAUAGCGGAGGUGGUGAUGGUGAAGGCCGACGGCGAAGGAGACCCUGAUGACCCUAAUAGGACUCAGGUCAUCCUCCAGCUCCAGCCAAUCGCCACCAGGGAUGAAUCUGCUGAAACAGACGCAGCCGUCAUGACUGUCGAAUCACAUUCAGAACAAGUUGAUGGAGAUGAUGUUGAAAUUGGCUGUCCCAUAACAUGUGGCGACAGUAAAGCUGUGCUGCUAGUGAAGAAAUUUGUUUGCCCGGGAAUCAAUGUGAAAUGUGUGAAGUAUGAAGACCAGCUGAUCAGCCCGAAGCAGUUUGUGCACAUUUCUGGAAAAGCCACUCUGAAAGACUGGAAGAGAGCCAUCAGAAUGGGGGGAAUUAUGCUGAGAAAGAUGAUGGAUUCCGGUCAGCUGGACUUCUACCAGCACAGCACACUGUGCACCAACACGUGCCGCAGCACCAAGUUUGACCUUUUAAUCAACAACACGCGGUUCCCUCCUGACGGCUCUGGACUUACCACGCCCACAUCCUCUCAAGCUCAGGUGGUCCUGGGUAAUGGCGGUACAGUGGGCGAGGACAGAGCAGAGGUUCUGAGCGGGAAGAUGGACUGGAUUUCAAGCUCGCUGGAGGCUGCAGAGAAGAAGGAAACGAACGAGAUCUCAGAGGACACGCUGAACUUCUGGAAGGGCAUCGCUGAUGUGGGUUUGUUGGGGGAAGUGGUGACCAACAUCAGUACAGAGCUGGUGGAGCUGCUGAACGGCGUGCAGCAGCGCAGGGAGCCCGCUGGCAUACAGGACACAGAUUCCUGUCUGGUAGAGGUGGCGGUGCUCAGCAACCUCGCCCAGGUGUUCGGCCUGCUCGACUCCGUCAAGAAUACGCUGGAGAGGAGGAGGCAGCAGACGGACCCCAGCCAGGAGCAAGUCCUCAGCACGCUCACCAACCUGGAGGUGCAGUUGGAAGAACAGCAGAAGCAGCAGCAGGUGCGAGCUCUCCUUUCCUACCCGCAGCCUGCCAAAAACAAAACUCCCACCAAGCGCCCGACCAAACGACCUCGUCUCCAGAGGCCCGCCUCCACAACCACCCUCCUGACCUCCCCCCUCAACCAGCAGGCCAUCAUGCAGCCCCAGCAGUUCACCGUUCUCUCCCCCAUCUCGCUGUCCUCUGUGGGUCAGCCCUUCACCAUGGCGGGCCUGCCCAUGGCCUCCCUGGGCCAGUCGUCCAACACGGUCACCCUGCUCCCCGCCGGCUCGCAGCUCUUCACCCGCUACAUGGUGACCGGAGACGGAAAGGCGGACACCAUCACCUUGCACCCGUCCUCGGGCCUCACGCUGGUGGGCACCACCACCAUGCAAGACUCCAGCCAUUUGGGCACGGUGGUGAGCCCCGUAGAGCUGCUGCACCUGAGCCAGCAGGCCGGCGGCUCAGAGAUGGUGCCCUUAGAAGGCCAGGUGGUGGACGGCACCAUGCUGGUGCAGCAGGAGGUGAUGCAGGGCGAGGUGGAGACCAGCCAGGAGCACACGGUCAUCGAGAUCAACCCGGCUCCGAUGGAGCAGGCAUUAGGAGCGAUGGAGCUGCAGCUGACCGGGGAGUCGGGCAGAGAUGGGGCCACCAUGAUGGUCCAGAGCGGGGUGGAGGUGACGAUGGCUGCAGGGGGGGAGGAGACGCAGUGCCAAAUGCAGGAGGUGCAGACUGGGGGGGUGCAGGGGCUGCAGUUGGACGCCAGCGGACAGUUGUCAGGUGUACAGAUAGUGGUGAUAGAAGAAAAUACUCAGGAAGAAAACAAGCUCCAAUGAGACACGCCUCCUAUUUUAUCCAGCAGAGCAGGUAUGGACUCGUACUGAGCUGUCACAGACUUGUGAAUCUGUAAAUACACAGAAUUUUCAAAAUACACAAUUUGCCUUGGCCUAAGACCAAGCUCUAGGGGUAGCCAUUUUUUUCCUUUUUUGGUGUGUGUGUGUGUGUGUGUGUGUGUGUGUGUGUGUGGGGGGGCGUGUACAAUGCUCCUCUCAACUUGUUUUUUAUUGCAACAAAGAGGCACCACCACAAAGAGCAUACUGCUUCUGUUUGAUAUGUAUUUAAAGUAUGAUUCUGGUUUAUUACAACUCAAUAUUUUUAAUUAUUGCUUUCAUUUCUAGCUGAAACAAUAAUGUACUCGUUAGAUACGUGGGAAUGUGUCUAUUUUUAAACAGAAGUGAGAUGGUGCAAACACAAGAUUCAGACCGAGUUAGCCAAAUUUGAUUUGUGGCUGUUGUGCUCCUAUUACUCUUCCUACCAACUAGCUAACAAGAAAUAAACAAUAGCUAAUAAUUGAGAGCUUAAAGAGGUGUACAGUGUUCUCAGCCUGAUGUCUAACCUUCAUUUUGGUCUCCCCUAUGUUGUCAAUAUAAAGACAAACAUUGGGAACCCCCUGGUUGAGUUCCCUAAGCUGUUGCCCUAUUUUACAACCUGUCUGGUCGUCCGACUGCUUCUGUUUCUUGCGACAUCUGAUGGCGCUGUGUUCCCACAUCUCAUCAAAUCCAACAACAAACAAUGGCUAAAACUUCAAAAAAAAAAAUACCUGAGUUGUAAUUUUCCCGGAAUUAUCCUUCGAGCCUCCACGAACAACCUGAAGACGAGAGAACGCUCUGUGGCAGUAAAGUCCACGUAUAGGGCUUUAAUGGUGCCGAUGAUUUUCCAGUUCACACUCUUGUUUCACCGACUCGGUAGCAGCGGGCCGCAAGUCCCGGCCCUCUGCUGUAGAUCAGACUUAUUACCAGUAACAGUGUUGGUGUCACUCGAGGCUGGGACUGAUUGCACUGUUGUGUCGUAAUGUCGCAUCCCAGCUGUAUUGUUUUUGCACUGCGUGACAUCCUUUAAGGGCUACAGGAGGAUGUUUGCAACAAUCCCUGCUCUCUGGACAUUUCUUUAGAAUGUGUUUUCUUUUUUUAUUUUAUGUUAAAUGCUAACCGACUGAACUCCUCUCACUGGAAACACAUCUCUUAUGCACUUAUUCUCUCAGUGGUUUCUUACUGCCUGAUUUCAUUCACAAGCUCCAUAUAAUAUGGAUUUUUUUCUUUAUUAUGAUCAUCCUUUUGGCUUUAUCUCAGUAUGAUUGAUAGUGUGAGCUACUGGGCUGAUUGUUUAAGUCAAUAUAUAAAAAAAAACAUA